AUGGAUCUUAUAUGUCCAUUUUAUGAUGAACAACAAUCAUAUAUGACAAAUGAACUUGAACAAUAUGAUAUAUAUCGUGUAACUAAAAAUGAAUAUGAUAUGUGUAGUAUAGAUCCAUAUAAUAUUGAUUCAAUAACUCGUCUUGUGAUCACAUGUAACAGUCCUUAUGAUAUAAUGAAAUAUACAUUGAAUUUUCGUCCAUAUUUACCAAUACCAAAUGGAUUAGAAUUUCAUUCAAAUCAAACUUAUUAUUUUCUUUCAACAUCAUUAACACAUCCACAAUGUUAUAGAUUAAAAAUAAUUGUACAUGAUUAUUAUCGAGCUUCAUCGUCUCUGACUACAGUCACAUCUAUUAAUGAACAAGAACGAAAAACUCGUAUAUUUUCUCAUUAUUCUCAUCAUCGACAUGGAUCAUCAUCUGUAGACAAAAAUAUUAAUUAUAAUGAUAAUUAUCGUUUACUUUCACAUAUAAUUAAAGCCCAACGUCACAGUGAUCCAUAUUCAAUAAAAUGGAUUACAGAAGGACCACAUGACGUUAAAGAUUUUGAUAAGUCUUAUCGAACAACAAAAAUCAUGAAUACAACUGUUUCAUCAUCUAAUAUGUUUAGUAUUGUAUUGAGUUCUUCAUCAUCAAAGCUACAAAUAUCAUUUAUUAUUAUUAUUAUAGUUCUUCUACUUUCUCUAAAAUAA
This is a messenger RNA of Rotaria sp. Silwood2, 690 nucleotides long. The record is from the annotation of a GenBank genome assembly. Lineage: Eukaryota; Metazoa; Rotifera; Eurotatoria; Philodinida; Philodinidae.